Molecule: messenger RNA, 1068 nt
Organism: Papaver somniferum (opium poppy)
Lineage: Eukaryota; Viridiplantae; Streptophyta; Magnoliopsida; Ranunculales; Papaveraceae
Product: aquaporin TIP1-1
Exons: 2
Coding region: 92-850 (252 amino acids)
Biological process (GO): water transport; transmembrane transport
Cellular component (GO): membrane
Molecular function (GO): water channel activity
Source: RefSeq, a predicted model, not a curated record
AUGUGGAAAUCAGAUCCUGCAAGCUAGUGAAAUUCUAGAUAGAGAAUAAUUGUAGAGAGAGUAAGUGAUCAGUAAACAAAAACAUAGUAAGAUGCCGAUCAGAGAUAUUGCAAUCGGAAGGCCUGAAGAGGCAACUCAUCCUGAUGCACUGAAAGCAGCAUUAGCUGAAUUCAUAUGCACACUAAUUUUUGUCUUUGCAGGAGAAGGCUCAGGUAUGGCCUACAACAAGCUUACCAAUGAUGGAGCUGGUAGUCCUGCUGGUCUUAUUUCUGCCUCAUUAGCUCAUGCUUUCGGACUAUUUGUUGCGGUUUCUGUUGGUGCUAACAUCUCUGGUGGUCAUGUUAACCCUGCUGUUACCUUCGGUGCUUUCGUUGGUGGUAAUAUCACUCUUCUUCGUGGUAUCCUCUACUGGAUUGCUCAACUCCUCGGCUCCGUCGUUGCUUGCGCACUCCUUAAAUUCGCCACCGGUGGCUUGGUUACAUCGGCUUUUGCAUUGUCGUCUGGAGUGACAGUAUGGAAUGCUUUUGUAUUUGAGAUAGUAAUGACAUUUGGUCUUGUAUACACCGUAUAUGCAACAGCAAUUGAUCCAAAGAAGGGAAGUUUGGGAACAAUUGCACCCCUUGCCAUUGGUUUCAUUGUUGGAGCUAACAUUUUGGCCGGUGGAGCUUUCGAUGGAGCAUCCAUGAACCCAGCUGUAUCAUUCGGUCCUGCAGUUGUCAGUUGGACUUGGACUAACCACUGGGUUUACUGGGCUGGACCUUUGGUUGGUGGUGGCCUUGCCGGGCUCGUGUACGAGUUCUGUUUCAUUGGUCACAACACCCAUGAACAAUUGCCUUCCACUGAUUACUAAUUAAGAUGAUUGGAUCAAGAAGAGGGAUUGUCGUUGUUGACUUGUUGUAUCUAUUUAGUUAAAAUGGGUUUGUGUUUUUCCUUUAAGCCAUCGCUUUUCAUUUCAAGCUUCGUGAUGAUCAUGUAUGUGAUGAGAGCCAUUUGUGUUUAAUCUCUUGAAACUUAAUGUUGUGCUUCAUGUCUCAUUUAUCGUGUUUAAUUGGUAAUUUUUUCGAUUCA